Bipolaris maydis ATCC 48331 is the source of this 1297-nucleotide messenger RNA. RefSeq lists its product as uncharacterized. Lineage: Eukaryota; Fungi; Ascomycota; Dothideomycetes; Pleosporales; Pleosporaceae. Gene Ontology annotation, cellular component: nucleus. The record is from RefSeq and is a predicted model, not a curated record.
GCCAUUUCCAUCUUUUGAGGCUUAAAAGGGCAAUUUAACAAGUUAGAUUUAUCAUCAAGCCAGACCACAAGUUCAUUGACAAUCAAGCAUUUUCGCCAUGGCCGCCACAAAAGCCAUCCUCGUCACCGGCGCCACUGGCAAGCAAGGCGGUGCUGUGCUCGAACAACUCGCAUCGCACCCUUCCAGCUCACAAUUCACACUUCUGGCCGUGACCCGUGAUGCCAACUCUGGCUCAGCCAAGAAGAUUAUCGAGCGCCAUCCCGACGUCAAGCUCGUACAAGGCAACCUCGACGACCCCAAAGCGCUCUUCGCCUCCGCCAAAGCCGCGCUCAAGGAAGCCGGCAAAGAAGAAAAAGUCUGGGGCGUCUACUCUGUGCAAGUCUCGCUCGGCAAAAACGUCACUCACGAGAGCGAAGUCGUGCAAGGCAACGCCCUAAUUGACGAGUCCAUCGAACAAGGCGUCAUACACUUUGUCUACUCGAGCGUUGACCGUGGCGGCAACGAGCGCAGCUUUGAGAACAAGACGCCCAUCCCGCAUUUCCAGAGCAAGUACGAGAUUGAGCAGCAUCUUCUUGAAAAGGCGGGUAAGAACGGAGAAAACAUGGGCUGGACUAUCCUGCGUCCCGUGGCGUUCAUGGAUAACCUUACCCCUGCGUUUCCCACAAAAGUCUUCCUUGCCGCGCUGCGCGAUACCCUGCAGGGAAAGUCGCUUCAGUGGGUUUCAGUCGAGGACAUCGGACUGUUUGGUGCGCGUGCGUUUGUUAAUCAUGAAGAGUGGAAUGGGCGUGCAGAGGGUCUUGCGGGCAGCGAGUUGACCAUGGAUGAGAUGAGUGGGUGCUUUGAACGCGUCAUUGGUAGCCCACUCCCUGCAACUUAUGGUUUCUUUGGGUCAACACUCAUGUGGGCCGUGACGGAAGUGAAUGUUAUGAUCAGCUGGUUUGCGGCUGAGGGCUAUGGCGCUGAUAUUAGUAAGCUGAAGAAGGAGGAGCCCAAGUUGUGUGAUUUUGAGACUUGGCUUGCGGAGAGGAGUGGCUGGAAAGAUCAGGCUAUCAAGAGGUAGUUGUGCUGGCAGAUUUUAACGACCAAGUGAAUUUGGAAUGUUUUGGCAGGUCCUUGCCUUUGUCAGUCUCUGGGAAUUAUUUCUUUAUCUAGCAAUGUUUGAACCUUUUUAGUAGUCUAUUGCCUUCUACAUUCACGAAUCAAGACGGUCAUCUUAAGAUGAACAUUUCAAAAGACUUGUCUUUGAAGUAUCUUAGAGUAGUUAUGUCACAAAUCUUUGAAAUCAAUCACUAUGUAC